Messenger RNA from Anisakis simplex (herring worm), 550 nucleotides. The record is from the annotation of a GenBank genome assembly. NCBI's taxonomy places the organism in Eukaryota, Metazoa, Nematoda, Chromadorea, Rhabditida, Anisakidae.
GAAAUUUCAGGCGCUUCAUCGGAUGGGCAUCCCGGUGUAUUCGGCACGAGCUGGUGCCCGGGCGGGAAGGCCGAGCAGUGGAACGGCGCCCACUAGGGUUCUGAUUCUGUUGAGUUUAGCGGUAUUUGGGACUGCUCUAUCAUGCGUCCUGGCCAUACAAGUGGUCCGAAAGCGUUCCUCAUCAAUAAUUGCCUUUGACGGGGCUCUAACCGGCCCGGAAAACGACCAACUGCUAAACGCUACAGGCGAGGCGCCAGCGCAGCUGGCCGCGAAACGCGCCCGUCGCCCAGUCUAUUCACCAGUCGGCGCCAUACCGGAGCCAUACCCCUCGGCGGCGACACCCGGGCCGCAUGGGGGUGCUGCUGAGUCCCCACUUAAGCCAGCCUCACCUCCACUUCAACAUUCCACUGAAAUCCACCCGAAUAGCGCGUUUUACAGACCUGAAAUUGGCUAUGACCCCACAAGAUGGACCACUCCACUUCACUUGGAAGCUUCAAGCACUGCAGCAAUCACGCUACCGGUACUUUUUGCAGAUUUUGAUCACUUUAAG